GCUCAUGCUAAAGUCUGGCAUCUCUACAAUGACCAUUUUCGUCCAACUCAGAAAGGAAAAGUGUCAAUUGCCCUUAGCUCCCACUGGAUAAAACCUCAACGUAUGACCGAAAAAAACAUAAAAGAAUGUCAAAAAUCCCUUGAUUUUGUGCUCGGCUGGUUUGCUAAGCCCAUAUUUAUUGAUGGUGACUAUCCAGAGAGCAUGAGAAGCAACCUCUCAUCUCUGUUGCCUGAAUUCAGUGAAGCUGAGAAGAAGUAUAUCAAGGGAACAGCAGACUUUUUUGCACUUUCUUUUGGAGCUACCUUGAGUUUCCAGCUCUUGGAUUCCCACAUGAAAUUCCAGCAGUUGGAAUCAAUAAGCCUGAGGCAGCUUCUUUACUGGAUAAGCCGUGAAUAUAACAACCCCCAAAUAUUCAUUGUGGAGAACAGCUGGUUUGUUUCUGGUAGCACCAAGAGAGAUGAUGCCAAAUAUAUUUACUAUCUCAAAAAGUUCAUUAUGGAAACUUUAAAAGCCAUCCGGUACGAUGGAGUUAAUGUGUUUGGCUACACAGUCUGGUCCCUCCUGGAUGGCUUUGAAUGGCAUAGGGGAUACAGUAUUCGACGCGGAUUGUUUUAUGUUGAUUUUCAAAGCCAUGACAAGAAGUUGGUGCCCAAAUCUUCUGUCUUGUUCUAUCAAAAGCUGAUAGAAAAAAACGGCUUCCCACCCUUGCCUGAAAACCAGCCCAUAGAAGGUAUUUUUCCCUGCAAUUUUGCUUGGGGAAUUGUGGACAACUACAUUCAGGUAGACACGACACCCGCCCAGUUUCUUGACUCUAAUGUUUAUGUGUGGGAUGUUCACCAGACGAAGAAGCUUAUUAAAGUGGAUGGAGUUUUCACGCUGAAACGCAAGCGUCACUGUGUUGAUUUUGCUGCUAUCAGGCUCCAGAUCUCUCUUCUGCAAGAAAUGCAUGUCACACACUUCCAUUUUUCACUGAAAUGGUCUUUAAUCCUUCCUUUGGGUAACCUUUCUCUAAUCAACCACACACUUGUACAUUAUUAUCAGUGUUUUGCUAGUGAACUUCUCAGAGUUAACAUAACCCCUGUUGUUGCUUUGUGGCAACCUAUGGCUGAGAAUCAAGAACUUCCAGCUUCUCUUGCCAAAUAUGGAGCUUGGGAAAACCCAGAAACCAUUCAGGCUUUUGUUGACUAUGCCAAAUUCUGCUUUACAAGUCUUGGGGACCACGUCAAAUUUUGGAUCACAAUGAAUGAGCCGCCUGUGAAAAACUUGACAUACACAGCAGGACAUAACCUGUUGAAAGCCCAUGCAAAAGUAUGGCAUCUUUAUGACGAAGAAUUCAGGAGAUCUCAGAAGGGCAAAAUAUCUAUAGCUCUGCAAGCCGACUGGGUUGAACCAGCUUGUCCCUUUUCCAGGAAUGACCAUGAAGUUGCUGACAGAAUUUUAGAAUUUGACAUUGGCUGGCUUGCAGAGCCCAUCUUUGGGAAUGGUGACUACCCACAGGUGAUGAGAGCAUGGCUUCGCCGAAGAAACAGUGUUGACCUGUAUAAUUUCCACUUGCCUUAUUUCUCAGAAGAUGAAAAGAAGUUAAUCCAGGGCUCAUUUGAUUUUUUUGCCCUGAGUCACUACACUACUACGCUUGUGGGUUGGGAGAAAGAAGAUGCACUGAAAUAUGACCACUACCUUGAAGUUCAAAUGAUCAAUGAUAUCACAUGGCUGCACUCCCCGAGCAGAGCUGCAGUAGUGCCCUGGGGACUGCGGAAAUUGCUCAGAUGGAUUAAAUCAAAGUAUGGCAAUGUCCCGGUUUACGUUAUGGCCAAUGGGAUUGACGAUGACCAGAAUAUGGUGCACGAUAAGCUCAGAGUGUAUUACAUACAGAAUUACAUCAAUGAAGCUUUAAAAGCUUACACCUUGGAUAAUGUUAACCUGCAAGGAUAUUUUGUCUAUUCUUUUAAUGACAAGACUGCUCCUAAAUAUGGUCUUUACAGUUACAUUGCAAAUCAAUAUGAACCAAAGCCGUCUAUGAAACAUUAUAGAGAAAUAAUUGACAGUAACGGUUUUCCUGGUCCUGAAACUACUGAGUUGCUGUGCCCAGAAGAGAUUGCCUCAUGUCCUGAAUGCCACCUCUUCCAAACCAGAAAAUCCUUAUUAGCCUUUAUCGCUUUCGUAUUUGUUGCUUUUAUUGCUACUAUAUUCUUAAUUACUUACUACUCCAAGAGGAUAGAAAAAAGGUAUAAAUAG
This is a messenger RNA of Apaloderma vittatum (bar-tailed trogon), 2235 nucleotides long. It is a transcript of the gene KL, whose product is annotated as klotho. Lineage: Eukaryota; Metazoa; Chordata; Aves; Trogoniformes; Trogonidae. The record is from RefSeq and is a predicted model, not a curated record. The annotation marks the transcript as partial. Gene Ontology annotation, biological process: carbohydrate metabolic process. The transcript has 4 exons. Gene Ontology annotation, molecular function: beta-glucosidase activity.